Glarea lozoyensis ATCC 20868 is the source of this 2427-nucleotide messenger RNA. Its product is annotated as ABC transporter transmembrane region. Gene Ontology annotation, biological process: transmembrane transport. The record is from RefSeq and is a predicted model, not a curated record. The coding region runs from base 1 to 2427 and encodes 808 amino acids. The transcript has a single exon. Lineage: Eukaryota; Fungi; Ascomycota; Leotiomycetes; Helotiales; Helotiaceae. Gene Ontology annotation, molecular function: ABC-type oligopeptide transporter activity; ATP binding; ATP hydrolysis activity. Gene Ontology annotation, cellular component: membrane.
AUGCGACGAGUUGGGGUUCUUCGAGCGCAUGGCUGGGCUACCUCGGUUUGCGACUUGACUUCACAACAGCUUGGAAGAAGGAUAGAGACGAAUGUAGUGGCCCGAUUCAGUAUUUCACUGCCGCCACAGCAGUCGAAACGAUACAACUCUAGCACCAAUGCCGCGACAUGGCCCUCCCAGCGGCUAAUAAGUCCGCCACGUCCGUGUAUCACCAGCCAGCUCUCUGGUAGAUCAUCCAUAGCUUCUUCUCCAAUAUGGCAGCCAGCAUUUCAUCAAUUGCGAUAUUUUAGGAGCACGUCCCAGAUACAAGAAGGAGCGAAGAACACCGAUCGGCAAGAUCUCAUUGAGAAGGAGAAAGCAAGGAAAGAGGAGGAGGAGGAGGAUUUACUUGACGACGAUGGAUUCCAAAAGAGCGAAAAGGCCUCGAAAGCUGCACAAGUCAACCUGAGCGCUCGUUUAUCGAGUCCAAAGCAGCAAGGAAAUUCUGCUGGGUUCGGCGAGAUAUGGAGGCUGAUCAAGAUAGCGAGGCCAGAAGCCAAAUGGCUAGGUCUAGCUUUCACCUUCCUCCUCAUAUCCUCGGCUAUAACCAUGUCUAUACCCUUCUCAAUCGGUAGAAUCUUGGAUCUUGCGACCAAAGAUCCAGCUGAAGGCAAUACGUUAUUUGGUCUUGAGAUGAGCCAGUUCUAUAUUGCCCUCGGUGCUGUCCUGACAGUAGGUGCUGCUGCGAAUUAUGGGCGUAUCAUUAUCUUGCGGAUUGUGGGAGAGAGAAUCGUUGCUCGCCUACGAUCACAAUUGUAUAGACGGACAUAUGUUCAGAAUGCAGAAUUCUUCGAUGCUAAUCGAACCGGAGAUCUUAUCUCUAGACUGAGCUCUGACACUGUUAUUGUCGGUAAAAGUAUUACUCAAAAUCUUUCUGAUGGACUGAGAGCAAUAGUUAGUGGAGGUGCUGGUUUCACUGCCAUGGCUUGGGUGAGUCUAAAACUUACUAGCAUUCUAUGCUUGAUGUUCCCUCCUGUGGCCAUAGGCGCAUUCUUCUAUGGAAGAAUGAUCCGAAACUUGAGCAGAAAGAUCCAACGGAACCUUGGUACCUUGACUAAGAUCGCUGAAGAAAGGCUGGGAAAUGUUCGAACGAGUCAAGCAUUCGCUGGAGAGACCCAAGAAGUUGGGCGAUACAACCAUCAGAUCAAGAAGAUAUUUGCGCUUGGGAAGAGGGAAGCUAUCCUCAGUGCAACAUUUUUUAGUACCUCUGGCUUCUUCGGCAACAUGACAAUUCUUGCUUUACUGUACUCGGGUGGAUCAAUGGUCAAAAAUGGAGUCAUCAGCGUUGGUGACUUGACUUCUUUCUUGAUGUACACUGCAUACGCAGGUUCAUCUCUCUUCGGGGUUUCAAGCUUUUACUCGGAGCUGAUGAAAGGUGUGGGAGCUGCAAGUCGCUUGUUCGAACUUCAAGACCGCAAGCCGACGAUUCCAGCUACCGUCGGAACCAAAGUCCGAUCCGCUCAAGGUGUGAUCAAGUUCUCAAACGUUCAUUUUGCCUAUCCUACCCGGCCAGCAGUCAAGAUUUUCGAAGGGCUUGACUUUGAGAUUCCUUCGGGAACAAAUGUCGCCAUUGUUGGGCCAAGUGGGGGUGGAAAGUCAACUAUUGGCUCACUUCUGCUUAGGUUCUACAAUCCUACUGAGGGCUCCAUCUUCAUUAAUGGUCAAGAUAUAACAGGCAUGAAUGGCAAGUCACUUCGUCGACGAAUUGGUAUGGUUGGUCAAGAGCCAGUCCUCUUCUCUGGCUCAAUUGCCGAAAAUAUCGCAUACGGAAAGCCUCAUGCUUCGAGGGCCGAAAUUACAGCUGCAGCUAGAAAGGCCAAUUGCCAGUUCAUUAGCGAUUUCCCUGACGGACUGGAAACAUCGGUCGGCGCAAGAGGCGCACAGCUGUCUGGCGGUCAAAAGCAACGUAUUGCCAUCGCAAGAGCUUUGCUUAAGAAUCCAGACAUCUUAAUUCUUGAUGAGGCUACAUCCGCACUUGAUGCCGAGUCAGAGACACUAGUCAAUUCAGCCCUUGCUGCCCUUCUGAGGGGGCACAACACAACAAUCUCGAUCGCCCAUCGACUUUCUACUAUCAAGAGAUCUGAUCAAAUCAUUGUCCUCGGAAGUGAUGGAAAGGUUGCUGAACAAGGCACAUAUACGAAGUUAUCAAACGAUCCAAACUCAGCAUUCUCAAAGUUGAUGGAAUGGCAAAUGAGUGGCGGCGACGCAGAGAAGAAAUCUACGGAACCCGAAGGCCAGAUCACCGACAAAGAAGUGACAGAUGAUGAUCUAGCUCGCUUAGAAGAAGAGACUCCCGAUGAUGAUGAGGACGAAGUCAUCAAGCAGCGUGGAGAUAAAGCAACUAAAACCGAAACAGUGUUGGAGAAGACGGGUAAACAGAUGAAAUAG